Messenger RNA from Helianthus annuus (common sunflower), 2226 nucleotides. Its product is annotated as zinc finger MYM-type protein 1-like. The record is from RefSeq and is a predicted model, not a curated record. NCBI's taxonomy places the organism in Eukaryota, Viridiplantae, Streptophyta, Magnoliopsida, Asterales, Asteraceae. The transcript has a single exon. Bases 1 to 2226 code for a protein of 741 amino acids.
AUGCCUCCCGUUCCUAAAUACAAAUACCCAUCCGGCCAUCAAAAACGUAAGAAGAGGAAGCUAGAGGAAGAGAAAAGAAAGGCGGACGACGUAAAACAAAACCGAAUAAACAAGUUUUUUUCAAAAGAAACUCAAAAUUCUAGUUAUAGCUUGGGUGAUGAUAAUGUGGGUCAAGAGGCUAAUGUGGGUCAAGAGGCUAAUGUGGGCGAAGACAAUGUGACCGUAGGUGAAGAAGGUAAUGUGGGCGAAGACAAUGUGACCGUAGGUGAAGACAACAUGAAUGUAGGUGAAGAUAAUGUUAAUGAUACCGUAGAUGAAGAUGAUGUUAAUCCGGUUCCGGAUAUUGAUAUUUUUGAUCCUAGAAAUUGGGGUGGGCUUAGUAAUGACAUGAUUAAAGAGUUGGUUACGAAAGGUCCAAAAAGAGAUAUGGAUGUUAAGGGCCCCGUGGAUAAAUUUGGAAGACAUUUUUCUAAUACCAUGUACACUAGAAUUUUAUCAAAUAGGGAGACGUGCGAUAGAGAAUGGCUAGUGUAUUCGAAAAAACUUGACAAACUCUAUUGUUUUUGUUGUAAAGUUUUUAGAACGCGGCAUCCGAAAGGUGGGUUGGAUGAUGAAGGUUAUAACGAUUGGAGACAUGCCAGUGGUAGACUUAAAGAACAUGAAGUUGGUUUAGAACAUUUCAAGAAUAUGAAUGAAUGGUUUGAAUUGCGGCAAAGGUUGAAAUGCAAAGAAACAAUUGACAAAGGGGCAUAUGAGCACUUUAGAAAAGAAAAAGAUUAUUGGAAACAAGUCAUCUUAAGGAUUAUUGCACUUGUGAAGUUUCUUGCAAAAUAUGGCUUAGCGUUUCGUGGGUCAAAUGAGAAGUUGUAUCAAAAAGGAAAUGGAAACUUUUUGGGUUUGGUUGAGAUGUUGGAAGAGUUUGACCCGAUUAUGAAAGAACAUGUGCGCCGAGUUUUGAAUGAAGAGUUCCAUGUACACUUUCUUAGCCACAAUAUUCAAAACGAGUUGAUACAAUUAUUAGGGGAUAAAGUUAGAACCGAAAUCAUCAAGAAAGUUAAGCAAGCAAAGUAUUACUCCAUCAUCCUCGAUUGCACGCCUGAUACAAGUCACCAAGAGCAAAUGUCCAUAAUUGUGAGGUAUGUGAAUUUUAACUCUAGUUCUGUGACCAUUGAGGAAUCCUUUUUAGGUUUUUUGGUUGUUGAUGAUACCACGGGUUUAGGACUUUUUGAAGUAACAUGUAAGGAAUUAGAGUCGCUUGAUCUUGAUAUUGGUGAUAUGCGUGGUCAAGGCUACGAUAAUGGGGCAAACAUGAGAGGAAAAAACAAAGGAGUUCAAACUAGAUUUUUAGAAAAAAAUCCUAGAGCUUUCUAUAGUGCUUGUGGUUGUCAUAGUCUAAAUCUAGCAUUGUGUGACAUGGCUAACACAAUUACUAAGUCUAAGGAAUUUUUUGGAACAAUACAACGGUUAUAUACUAUCUUUGCCCAUUCUAUUAAUAGGUGGCAAAUUUUGAAAGACAAUGUUAAAGGAUUAACUCUUAAAUCAUUGUCUACAACUCGUUGGGAAAGUCGUAUAGAUAGUAUUAAGCCUAUAAGAACUCAACUUGGAGAUGUAAGAAAAGCUUUGCGAGAAGUUAGGGGGACGGAUAGAGAUGCUAAAAUCAUAAGUGAAGCUAAAUCAUUAGAAGAGUAUGAACUUGGUGAUUUUGAAUUUUUGGCACAAAUUGUCAUUUGGUUUGAAUUAUUAUCAAAGGUGAAUAUGGUGAGCAAACGGUUGCAAGCAAAAGAUGUUGUUCUUGAUGUUGCUAUUGAUGAAGUGGACAAAUUAAUUAAAUUCUUUAAGAAUUAUAGAGAAGUGGGGUUCUCUAAGGCACUUGAUGAAGCUAGAGAAAUUGCAAAUGAAAUAGGUGUUAAUGCGGUAUUUCGUCAAAAACGUGUGAUAUAUAGGAAAAAACAAUUUGAUGAAUCGUCAAGUGUAGAAGAAGUAACAUUUUCACCCGAGGAGGAUUUUAGAGUAAAUUAUUUUUUAAGUAUUAUUGAUCAAGCUAUUUUUUCACUUGAAACAAGAUUUGAACAAUACCAAAAAUUCGAAAAAAUAUUUGGGUUUUUGUUUCCUAAAAAGUUGAAGACUCUUGAUGAAGCCAAGCUUAAGGAGUGUUGUUAUCGCCUUGACGAUGCAUUGAAGUAUGAAGGAGAAUCUGAUAUUGAUGCUAAAGAAUUGUGUAGUUGA